Messenger RNA from Paramuricea clavata, 2462 nucleotides. The record is from the annotation of a GenBank genome assembly. Lineage: Eukaryota; Metazoa; Cnidaria; Anthozoa; Malacalcyonacea; Plexauridae.
AAUCCAGAUGAUAGAAAGACAAGAGAAUUCAAAAUCCAAAAUUUUGUGGAUGGGGUAAGUUGAUCACCACACUCCACCGUAACUUGAAUGAGAUUUGAACGUGACUGUUUAACCACAAUCCUAACAUUCCUUGCACUCAUUAAAGUAUAAUACUUUUCCAGCUCUGUUUUAUACACUCUAGCCCUUUAUACGUAACAUUGCAUCUUUCAGGUACGCGAAGCAGACUUAGAACUAAAACUAAACAUUGAAGACAUCAAUGACGUUACACCCGAGUUUACGAAUCUACCUCACACCAUCACUGUUAGCGAGGUAAGUUAGAAAUUAGAAAAAGCAUAAAUAAUGUAAAUGAAUAAUAUUGAUUAUGUAAGAGGACUGCAAUGACCUCCUUGUAUAUAUACUGCAAACACAUGGUUUUGAAAAUCUCACUGUUUUCCAUGUCAUCCAAUCAUGUUCCAGUGAUCGAAAUGUUCCAUUGUCUUUUUCAUCAAAAAUCCUCAAUAUUUUUAUUGGUAUUAGCAUUUAUGCAAAGGCAUAUUGCAAUGUUAAUCUUACGAGAUUCAUGGCGCAGAUAACAGGACAAAUGAAGUCCGAAUUAAAGUUUUGUCAUACAUAACACAGUACAUUGUACGGUAAAAUAACGUUGAUCAACUUAAAACGUGCAUAUUAUUUCAUUUGCACAAAAACAUUCGCUUUUAAUUAUUCUAAGAAGAAGUGUAAAAAAGAUAGAACAAAAACGUUUUCCAAUUCUUGGGCCUGUCAAAGCAUGUUUUAAAUUUAUCCGGUUCAUGGUUUUUGGUGAAAAAAAGUGAAAAAUUUUAUUCCUUUUAAUUAGGUUCUUGGUGUUGGCUCAAAUUUAUUCACCAUAACGGGGAAAGAUGGUGAUGGUGAUGGUAGCGGUUCACCAACCGAUUUCAAUAUCAUAGAAUUUUCGAUAGCUGAUGGGAAUAUUGUGAGUAUAUAGUCUGCUUGAUAGAGCUGUUUCAAAGUUGCAAACAGAAGUUGAAAUAAAUAGAAUAAUUGUACUUGGUCACCAGCCUUGGUCUGCUCGCCAAGUAUAGUAUCAGGUAUAUAGUAUAAUAAAUUGAUCUAUGUAUUCGUUAGUAACGGAAUAUUAAAUUAAACAGAUUGUCAGUCGCGAUUUACCUUUGGCAAAUAUCUGGUCGCCAGCUGAAAAAACCCCUUAGUCGUUGUAACAUAUGUGACAAUGUUUUAAUUGGCAAUGCAUUCCGUUUUAGGGUGACUUGUUUUCCCUCGAGUAUGGAUCUCAAACAUCUUGGGAGUUGAAAUUGAAAUCGCGACUUGAUUAUGACGAAGGGCCUGAAAUUUAUAACCUCACUAUUAAGGCAACUGUAAGUAUUAUUUGCAUUUUAUAAUUGCUGCGGAGCGAGCGAGCCUGAAGCGAGCGAGCGUAGCAGCAGCCUAAUAUAUGCAGAGAGGGGGUUUUGAACUAAAUUUUAUUUAGCGCAUGGAAUUGUGGUCGUGCGCGCUUUCUAUGCGCAGAACACAAAUUUUAAACUCGUUCGAGCAGUUCGAAUUUUUAUCGAAUUUCUAAAGCUUUUUCAGUCUAAUGUUACGCUUACAUUUGUUUUGGACUUUGGCCACGGUCAGUUCUAUAUUUUUAUAAAGUUUUGGUUUCUUAGUGUGGUAAAUCUGUGUAUAUAGACCCUAUAUAGUCUAUAUAAUGUGGUAAAUGCGCCCAUAUAGCAGUAAACAGACUUGAUAUGAAAUCUGAUCUUAACUAUAUGUCAAUGAGACGCACAUGUUUAAUAUCUGUCACAUCUGAUUGCCCUUUAACCCCUGGUCUUUGUAGCCUACGGUGUAGACCCCACGUGUUUCUGCUGGGGUCUACACCGUAGGCUAUGGUCUUUGCUACUUCAAUAUAUAUUGCUUCUUCUCAGUUCCAUUCACAGCUCACUUGUCGCUGCGAGUAAUCACUGUGCUUGAUAUAAUUUGUGCUGUUUACUGUAGUUCUAUUUGCUUUUAAUGCCCGCAGCAAUCCCUACCUUGCAGGUACCCUAGUUCAACAGAUUUAUUUCGCGUUCGGCAUAAAUGAUCACUUUUCAUGAAUCAUGAAUACUUAUUUGGUCACUGAAAAUCACAGAACUGUUCCCGUUUUUCAGGGCAAAUACACUUGACUACACAAAGCUCUGCUUUUCGGAUGCGUAGAUAUUUAAAAAAUUCUGGUUAACACUCUCUAUGUAAACAUGCCCUUAUCAGUUGGUCUUUUGCUAUGUAGUCGACGUGUGCGGAUGUCGCAAUUUGAGGCGCUAUAUAUGCAUGUAUAGUUAACGUUUCCUUUAACUAAUUACGUCAUAGUCGUUUCCGGCUUUUGUUGCCUGCCGCCUAGCCAUCCUGUUGCGCUGUUGACUUUUUGUGGCUAGCCCGUUUGCGGGCUAGCCAUUAUCACAUAGUACACAAACGCGAUGAGCGAUGAUGAUGGUGUCCAGUCCGAAUUUUCGUAA